Molecule: messenger RNA, 2573 nt
Organism: Lycium ferocissimum
Lineage: Eukaryota; Viridiplantae; Streptophyta; Magnoliopsida; Solanales; Solanaceae
Product: ABC transporter G family member 25
Exons: 3
Coding region: 76-2121 (681 amino acids)
Cellular component (GO): membrane
Molecular function (GO): ATP hydrolysis activity; ATP binding; ABC-type transporter activity
Source: RefSeq, a predicted model, not a curated record
UCUUUCUUCCUAUCUAUACUUUGCCUUUCCCCUUUUUUUCUGUUGAAAGAAAAGUGUGUCAAGAAACCUAAAACAAUGCCUGUUACAAGCUUAGAAACAAUAACAACGAUGAAUACAACAACAUCACCAACACUAACAGAGGAAGAAACAAACAAAGACUCUUCUCCUCAUCAGUUUUCUCAUUCACAUGACCUCCCUUUUGUCAUGUCUUCCUCUACUUUCCCUAUCACCCUUAAGUUCAUGGACGUAAGUUAUAGGAUAAAACUUGAGAAUAAAUUAACAAGUGGGGGAAGUAGCAACUUAAGAAAGAUGUUUGCAAGUGGACCCACAUCAUUAUCAACCGAUAUUGAAAAUCCAACGGCCAUGAUUCAUCAAGAACGUACACUCUUGAAUGGGAUUACUGGAAUGGUUUCACCAGGUGAAAUCUUAGCCGUUCUUGGACCAUCAGGGAGUGGUAAAUCAACGCUCCUAAAUGCACUUGCAGGAAGACUCCAAGGACACAGCUACACUGGAACAAUCCUCGCAAAUAACAAGAAACUCAACAAACAAGUCUUAAAACGAACCGGGUUCGUAACACAAGAUGAUGUGCUUUACCCACACUUAACGGUUCGCGAAACUCUAAUCUUUUGUGCCCUGCUCCGACUCCCUAACUCGUUGAACCGGAAGGAAAAAAUCGCGGUUACUGACUCGGUGAUCACCGAGUUAGGACUAAAUAAAUGUGAGGACACAAUAAUUGGUAACAGCUUCAUACGUGGGGUGUCUGGUGGUGAAAGAAAACGCGUUAGCAUAGCACACGAAAUGCUAAUAAACCCGAGUUUGCUCAUACUCGAUGAACCGACGUCCGGUCUAGACGCUACAGCGGCUUACCGGUUGGUCUCGACACUCGGGUCAUUAGCUCAGAAGGGAAAAACUGUAAUUACGUCCGUUCACCAACCGUCAAGCCGGGUUUUUCAAAUGUUUGACUCAGUUCUUGUUUUGUCGGAAGGGAGGUGUUUGUAUUUUGGAAAAGGAAAUGAUGCAAUGAAUUAUUUCGAGUCGGUUGGAUUUUCUCCAUCUUUUCCCAUGAAUCCAGCAGAUUUCCUCCUUGAUCUCGCUAAUGGGGUUUGCCAGUUUGAUGGAGUAAGUGAGAAAGAAAGGCCUAAUGUAAAUCAAACUUUGGUAUCCACUUACAACAAUUUGUUAGCUCCCAAGGUCAAAGCAGCUUGUUUGGAUACAACCAACACAGUUCCUAAAGAGGUCAUGAACAUGGGAACCUAUAAUACUUGUUCCAGUUCCAAAAGAACUUGCACAAGUAGCAUCUCCAAUUGGUUCAAUCAAUUCAGCAUUCUCCUUCAAAGAGGGCUAAAAGAAAGAAAGCAUGAAACUUUCAAUUAUUUGAGAGUCUUUCAAGUAAUUGCAGCUUCUCUUUUAGCUGGUUCUAUGUGGUGGCAUUCUGACUAUAGGGAUAUACAGGACAGGCUUGGCCUCCUCUUCUUCAUUUCCAUCUUUUGGGGAGUCUUCCCGUCGUUUAAUGCUGUUUUCGCGUUCCCUCAAGAACGUGCAAUAUUCAUGAAGGAAAGGGCUUCGGGUAUGUACACGCUCUCCUCCUAUUUCAUGGCACGUAUCGUCGGAGAUCUUCCUAUGGACCUUAUCUUGCCUACAUUGUUCCUCACUAUAACGUACUGGAUGGCGGGGCUAAAGCCACAACUCUUGGCAUUCCUUCUGACAUUACUCGUCCUUCUGAGCUACGUGAUAGUGUCACAAGGACUCGGUCUAGCACUUGGCGCCAUAAUUAUGGAUGCUAAGCAAGCUUCAACUGUGAUCACUGUAACGAUGUUAGCAUUCGUUCUAACGGGAGGGUUCUACGUGCACAAAGUGCCAGCUUGCCUAGCUUGGAUCAAGUACAUUUCGACCACAUUUUACAGUUAUCGACUACUUAUUGAUGUCCAAUAUGGAGAAGGCAACGAAAUUUCGGACUUCCUAGGGUGCUCACAUCAGGGAAGUGAUAGAGCUAGCUGCAAAUUCAUUGAACAAGAUAUCAAAGGUCAAAUUCAUCCAUCCGCGAGCCUCGGAAUCCUCCUAAUAAUGUUUGUUGGAUAUCGAUUAAUUGCUUACCUUGCAUUGAGGCGAAUUCGAGCCUAAACAGAGGGGAAAGUUUCUGAUUUUAUUAGAUGAUAAUUUGAGGGAAAACAUGAGAUAUGUUAGCUAGCUUUGUGGGGGAUGUGGGAAUAGUAUAUAUACUUGUUGAGUAAUGUGACUGACAAAGCUGGAGUGGGUAGGGAAAAUUGAAGUGUAUUAUAAGAGGGAAAAAUUCUGAGAGAUGUUGUGAUUCACUUGCACCUAAAACUGGCGAAAGGCCAGCAUUCGUUGUUGUAACUCAUAUGGCUACAAUUAAUGGUACUAAAAAAAAAAAAAAACAGGAAUUUUCACUCCAAUGAAAUGGACAUUAAUUUCUUGAUCUCUUUUGAAUUAUUUUGAUAAAUGUAACAUUGGAUCGUGCCUACUGUGCUACUCAUGAUCUUUAUUGUUUUGGAUAUAUGAAGAAAGGAAGGGGAAAAAGAAAAAGGGAAAAGAAUCUAUCAUCUUUAAUACUA